AUGGUUGCUGAAUUGAUUGAUGGUAAGGCUAUUGCCCUUCAGUUACGUGAAACAUUACAUGAUGAAAUUAAUCAAUUUCAAUCCAAACAUUUUGAUUUUAAACCUUCAUUAAGUAUUAUUCAAAUUGGUGAUAGACCAGAUAGUUCAACUUAUGUCAAAAUGAAAUUAAAAGCAGCUGAGGAAGCUUCAAUUAUUUGUGAAAUUAUAAAAUUGCCUGAAGAUAUUUCAGAAUCUGAAUUAUUAAAUAACGUUGAAAAAUUAAAUAAUUCUUUAGAUGUUGAUGGUAUUCUAGUUCAAUUACCAUUACCAUCACACAUUGAUGAAUCAAAAGUUACAAAUGCUGUUUUAGCUGAUAAAGAUGUUGAUGGAUUUGGUCCUUUUAAUGUUGGUGAAUUAGCUAAAAAAGAUGGUGUUCCUCAUUUUUUACCUUGUACUCCAAAAGGUAUUAUGUAUUUAUUACAACAAUCAAAUGUUCAAAUUGAAGGUUCUAAUGCUGUUGUUUUGGGUAGAUCUGAUAUUGUUGGUAAACCAAUCGCAAAUUUAUUAACUAAAGCAAAUGCAAAUGUUACAAUUUUACAUUCAAGAACUCCAAUUAAUGAUAUUGAGAUAUAUUUAAAGAAUGCUGAUAUUGUAGUUGCAGCUAUUGGUCAACCAAAAUUUGUUAAAAGUGAAUGGUUAAAACCAGAUUCUGUUGUUAUUGAUGUUGGUACAAAUUUUAUUCCAGAUGCAACUAAAAAAUCUGGUUCAAGAAUGGUUGGUGAUGUUGAUUUUGAAACUGCAAAGGAAAAAGUUAAAUUAAUAACUCCAGUUCCUGGUGGUGUAGGUCCAAUGACUGUUGCUUGUUUAUUAGAGAAUGUUUUAAUUGCUGCUAAAAAUCAUUAUAAAGCUAAUAAUGAAACUCCAAAAUUUACAAAUCCAUUAAAAUUAAAUUUACAAAAACCAGUUCCAUCAGAUUUUGAAAUUUCAAGAGCUCAACAGCCAAAAAGAAUUACUCAAGUUGCUGAAGAAGCGGGAAUUUUAGAUUCUGAAUUAGAACCAUUUGGUUUUUAUAAAGCUAAAGUUUCAUUAGAUAUUUUAAAAAGAUUACAAAAUAAAAAUAAUGGUAAAUAUGUUUUAGUUACCGGUAUUACACCAACUCCAUUAGGUGAAGGUAAAUCAACAACUACAGUAGGUUUAGCUCAAGCCUUAGGUGCUCAUUUACAAAAAAAUGUAUUUGCAAAUGUUAGACAACCUUCCAUGGGUCCAACUUUUGGUAUUAAAGGUGGUGCUGCUGGGGGUGGUUAUUCACAAGUUAUACCAAUGGAUGAAUUUAAUAUGCAUGUUACUGGUGAUAUUCAUGCAAUUACAAUGGCUAAUAAUUUAUUAGCUGCUGCUAUUGAUACAAGAAUUUUUCAUGAAUCAACUCAAAAAGAUGGUCCAUUAUAUAAAAGAUUAGUACCUGAAAAAAAAGGUCAAAGAAAAUUUACAUCAUCAAUGUUGAGAAGAUUGAAAAAAUUAGGUAUUGAUAAAACAAAUCCAAAUGAUUUAACUCCAGAAGAAAUUACUCAAUUUGCAAGAUUGGAUAUUGAUCCUGAAUCUAUUACAUGGAGAAGAGUUGUUGAUUGUAAUGAUAGAUUUUUAAGAGGUAUAACUAUUGGUCAAGCACCAACUGAAAAAGGUUUUACAAGAGCUACUGGAUUUGAUAUUACUGUUGCUUCUGAAUGUAUGGCAAUUUUGGCUUUGGCAAAUUCAUUAAAAGAUAUGAGAGAAAGAUUAGGUAAAAUGGUUAUUGGUACUUCAAGAUCCGGAAUUCCAAUUACUUGUGAAGAUAUUGGUUGUGCUGGUGCAUUAAGUGCUUUAUUAAAAGAUGCUAUAAAACCAAAUAUUAUGCAAACUUUAGAAGGUACACCAGUUUUUGUUCAUGCUGGUCCAUUUGCAAAUAUUUCAAUUGGUGCUUCAUCAAUUUUAGCUGAUAAAAUUGCAUUAAAAUUAGCUGGUACUUCACCUGAUUUAUCAGAAGAAGAAAGAAAAGAAAAUGAAGGUUACGUUGUUACUGAAGCUGGUUUUGAUUUUACAAUGGGUGGUGAAAGAUUUAUUAAUAUUAAAUGUAGAUCAUCAGGUUUAACUCCAGAUGUUAUUGUUAUAGUUGCCACUGUUCGUGCAUUAAAAGUUCAUGGUGGUGGUCCGGAAGUUAAAGCAGGUGCUCCAUUAGCUCCUGAAUAUACUCAAGAAAAUGUGGAUUUAUUAAAAAUUGGUUGUUCAAAUUUAGCAAAACAUAUUUCAAAUGCAAAAUCAUAUGGUUUACCAGUUGUUGUUGCAAUUAAUAAAAUGUCAUCAGAUACUGAUAAAGAACAUCAAGUUAUUAAAGAAGAAGCUUUAAAAGCAGGUGCAGUUGAUGCUAUAGUUUCAAAUCAUUGGGAAGAAGGUGGUAAAGGAGCAAUAGAUUUAGCAAAUGGAGUUAUUGAAGCUGCUAAUUUAAAUGACAAACAUUUUAAUUAUCUUUAUGGAUUGGAACCAUCAAUUGAAGAUAAAAUUUCAACAAUUGCAAAAGAAAUGUAUGGUGCUUCAGAAGUUGAAUUUUUACCAGAAGCACAAAAGAAGAUUGCUUUAUAUACAAAACAAGGAUUUAAUAAAUUACCAAUUUGUAUUGCAAAGACACAAUAUUCAUUGAGUCAUGAUGCAAGUUUGAAAGGUGUUCCAACAAAUUUCAAAUUUCCAAUUAGAGAUGUUAGAGCAUCAACUGGAGCUGGUUAUUUAUAUGCUUUAGCUGCUGAAAUUCAAACAAUUCCUGGUUUACCAACUCAUUGUGGUUUCAUGAAUGUUGAAGUCAAUGAAAAUGGUGAAAUUGAUGGAUUAUUUUAG
Molecule: messenger RNA, 2841 nt
Organism: Insectozyma verbasci
Lineage: Eukaryota; Fungi; Ascomycota; Pichiomycetes; Serinales; Debaryomycetaceae
Source: the annotation of a GenBank genome assembly